This is a messenger RNA of Linum trigynum, 465 nucleotides long. The record is from the annotation of a GenBank genome assembly. NCBI's taxonomy places the organism in Eukaryota, Viridiplantae, Streptophyta, Magnoliopsida, Malpighiales, Linaceae.
AUGAAGUCCAAUAGUGUUGAAAGCAACAUAGGUGAAAGUUGGAAUGGUGUGAUUGUGAAGCACAUAGAACAGAGGAUAAUAUAUAUGCUGGAAGGGAUAAGAGGCUACAUGAUGGUUCAGAUGAAGAAGAAGCAUAGAAAGUUUCAAAGAAACAGACGACUGAUAUUUCCUCUAGCUUUGACCAUCUUGGUUGAGGAGGAUGUGAAUGCAAGGAAGUGCCAUGCACGUGCUAGCACCAACAAUAUGAUUGAAGUGCGUAAUGGGAUAUCAUCAUAUGCUGUUGUUUUAUGUAGUUGUUCUUGUGGGGCUUCGGAACUGUCUGGAAUCCCUUGGUGCCAUGCUCAGUUGUCCAUUGGAUUGAUGAGACUCACUGUUAAUUAUUUUGUUCAUGAGUGCUACCUCGUGUCAACUGCUAGGAAGGUAAAUGCUUGUGAAAUGCCAUGUAUGGGCGGACCACAAACUUGA